AUUUGCGUGACUGGAUGUGCUUUCCAAAAGCUCAUUCCUCUGUAACAGACCAGCUCCUCUCCUUCUCUCAGCUGCUUGUUAAUGGUCGCUCAGAAGAUGAACUCUUUGCUAAAGUGGGCGCUCAUUCUCUUCAUCCUCUUCUCUGUUAUUCUCAACAUCAUCCUGAUCAUCAUCCACUCCAGCAGAGUGCCCAAAUGCUCCUCUCAGCGCCUCCACCCCCUGCAGGCCAAACAUGACGAGCACAGCCUCGUGUUUGCUGACCUCACGAGGGAGGAGUACCUGCAGGUCCAGGACUACAUGCUAAACCAAAAAGAUUUGGACAUAUCAACCAACCAGUUCACGAAGCCGUCACAGAAUUUCUUGUUCUUAAUAGAACUCGCUCUGCCCAAAAAAGCGGACGCACUUGAGUACUUGGAUGGAAGAAGAGAAAAACCAAGACGUGAGGCAACAGUUGUGGUCUUCUACGGAGCUCUGGGAUACAUCAAGGAGUAUGUGGUGGGUCCACUCCCAAACCUGAAAUACCACAAAGACAUCACCUUGGAGAAGUACAAGACUAAAGCUGCCAUCAAUGCUCGCCAUAUCACCGCUGGAGAAUAUGUUUUGCUGUUUAGGUUUCUUGGCCAGAAUAUAUUUUCCAAACUGGGGAAGCUAAUGAAAGAAAGUUUCAAUGUUGGUCCAGGUGAAACUCUGCAAGGGUAUGAACAGAUGCCACGUGGGCUGAGAUCCGGAGACAGAAUCACCUGGAUAUCUUUCUUCAGAGACAGGAGUGGUGUGUACAUCCAGCCAGUGGGGUUUGAGGUGCAGGUCAACCAUGAAAGUGUGAACGCAUCAGAUUGGAAGGUGGCACAGCUGUUUUAUAACGGACAGUACUUUGACACUGUGGAAGAACUUAAGGAGAAAUAUGAUGCAGGGUCCAUCAAGAAAAUAAUUUUCAAGGAGACAUCUAAUUUUGGUUCUCUGAAACCCAAGAACACACCUCUGCAGCUCAGCCCACAGCAGGUGUACACUGAAGGUAAGCGCUUCAGCAUCAAGAACAACCACGUCCUUUACCUGGAUUGGAGCUUCGCCUUUAGUCUGAGCACUGCCACGGGCAUGAGGGUGUUUGACGUGUGCUUCAGGGGUGAGAGGAUAGUCUACGAGCUGAGUGUGCAGGAAGCCCUGUCUGUGUAUGGCUCAGUGACACCUGGAGUAAUGAUGACCAAGUUUUUGGACUCGGGCCUCGGAAUUGGCCGUUAUGCACAUGAACUGGUCCGUGGAGUGGAUUGUCCCUACAUGGCCACCUACGUGGAUACGUACCGCUACAUUGAUGUUCCAGGCCCCAUCAGAUUUAGAAAUUCAAUCUGCAUCUUUGAGCACAACAUGGGUCAACCCCUCCGGAGACACUUUUCUGACUUUUUUCACCACAGUUAUGGAGGGAUGGUGAACAGUGCGCUGGUGCUCAGGACUAUCAGUGCCAUCGAAAACUAUGACUACUUGUGGGAUUUCAUCUUCUACCAGAGUGGAUCAGUGGAGGCCAAGGUGCACGCAACAGGAUAUAUUGCCUCCUCCUACAUGGUGGAUGGCAGUAUGAGAUAUGGCCACCAGGUGGCCCAGAAUGUUUUGGGAAACAUCCACACCCACUUCAUCAACUUCAAAGUGGACCUGGAUGUGUUGGGAGUGAAGAAUGUGUUCCAGACCAAAGACAUGGAGUUCGUCAAUGUCUCAUUGCCAUGGAAACCUGAGCGCUACGCCAUGGUGCCUCAGCUGGUGGAGAAACAGCUGAAAACAGAACAGGAGGCGGCUCUGCGUCACAACGCCAAGACGCCUCGUUACCUCCACAUCGCCAGUAACCAAACCAACCGCUGGGGUCACCAGCGCUCCUACAGGCUGCAGGUGUACAGCUUUGCCGGGGACCCCCUCCCAGAGAGCGAGCCUGAGGAGAGGUCCAUGUCCUGGGCACGAUAUAAAGUUGCCGUGACCAAACAUAAAGACUUUGAACAGACGAGCAGCAGUUUGUACAGUCAGAACGAGAUGUGGAGUCCAGCAGUCGACUUCAGCAAGUUCAUCGAGGACAAUGAGAACAUCCAGGGCGAGGACCUGGUAGCCUGGGUGACCGCUGGCUUCCUCCACAUUCCUCAUGCUGAGGACAUCCCCAAUACGGUAACCGUGGGCAAUGGUGGAGGGGUCCUCCUGCGACCACACAACUACUUUGAUGAGGACCCGUCGAUCCACUCUGCUGACGCGGUCUACUUGAGUCCAGGUACCGAGGAGAGCUGCAAAACCAACAGAAUGGCCUGCCUUGCUCAAGACACCUGCAGCCCCGUGCUGGAACCCUUCACCUACAAUGGCUUUGAGGGAGUGAUGGAUUUAGUCGAGUGACCGUGAUUCCGUGGCACCAGUUUCACAACACUGAGGUGUUCACAUAUCGCUCACGAAGCUUGUGUCACUGUUCACUUGUGUCGAAGCUUAUUUUUGUCACCAGCCCUGCUCUUCCUCCUCUUUCCUGGCUCUGUCCACAUCUGAUCAGUGUGGCGGUAACAAACCUGACUGUGUUCGGUAUCUGUAAUGUGAGCAGUUAAGGAGGGAAAAGUACAAGACAGCUGAUGACCACAAUAGACAAAUUAACUUGUAAUUCUUUUAUUCUGCACACAAGCUGUCGCCGAUGCUAAUUUUAUCAAAUGAAAUUGGCAGGUUUGAAAGUGUGUUGCCAUAAUGACUUUGUGCGUGGUCUGAUCAGCCAUUGUGCGAUCACUUCAGAGCUAAUAAUCACAAAUAAAUAUCGAAAGUUACAGCUAAAGCUUAAAUCUUUAACCACACAGCAUUAUCCAAUAAACAUGUAUUAUCAAAAUACACUAUUUGUUCACACGUAUGCACAAAAGGCUUAUUUUUAAGAUGGCUACAUGCUAACCAGUUAAGCUAGCUGUCCUGGGCUAGCUGGUUGUUAGCUAACUUGGUGACAUAAACAGGCUUUUGUUACAAUUGGCUGCAGUCUGUUCAUUUGAAGGAUUUAUUCUCCAUAAGACCUGUUUCUCCUGUGUAAGCUACAGUAACCUACACUUGAUGAUUUACACUGAAAUUUGCUGAAAUUCUGUCAAAAUUACAGUGUGCAUAAUGGUCUUAAAACAGAAUAACAGACUUGGUGUUUUUUCACAAAUAUCGGAUUUCUACAUUAGAUGUCAAAACACAGAUAUUAAAUCUGAAUCUGUCACUGUUAUUUCCUCUGCCAAAACAUUAUGUUUGUGUCUAUUUGUUUGAUUUUUUUAUUUAUUUAUUUUUUUGCUAAAUUACCCCUAAACCUUUUCACCAAGCUUGGUGGGGGAAAAAAUGGUUUAAUUUUGGAUAUACAGUAGUGUUCAGACUAAUAGUAGUGCUAUGUGACUA
Thalassophryne amazonica is the source of this 3360-nucleotide messenger RNA. Its product is annotated as primary amine oxidase, liver isozyme-like. Bases 82 to 2358 code for a protein of 758 amino acids. The record is from RefSeq and is a predicted model, not a curated record. Gene Ontology annotation, biological process: amine metabolic process. Gene Ontology annotation, cellular component: plasma membrane. Lineage: Eukaryota; Metazoa; Chordata; Actinopteri; Batrachoidiformes; Batrachoididae. Gene Ontology annotation, molecular function: primary methylamine oxidase activity; copper ion binding; quinone binding. The transcript is spliced from 5 exons.